Molecule: messenger RNA, 1086 nt
Organism: Leptopilina boulardi
Lineage: Eukaryota; Metazoa; Arthropoda; Insecta; Hymenoptera; Figitidae
Exons: 1
Coding region: 1-1086 (361 amino acids)
Source: RefSeq, a predicted model, not a curated record
AUGUGUACUAAACCGGAUUUCAUUUCUAAUUCAGAUUUAAAGGCUUUAUCAUUGGCCGAUCCAGAUCCAUUCAGUGACCUUCCAGUAGAUUUUAUUCUAGGCGCAGACAAGCUUGGUUCUUGCUUGCUACCAGGUCUUAAACACAACGUUUUUGGCAGUUUAACAGCGCAAGCCACAAUUUUUGGCUGGAUUAUUUCAGGGUUAAUCGAUGCUUCUUUAACACCUUCUGUUCUUUCUUUGAAUGCUAAUGUCAAGAUUUCAACCGAAGAAUUGCAUGAUGCAGUUGUGCGUUUUUGGAAUUUGGAAGAAAUACCUACUGCUCCAUCUUUGACAGAGGAGCAAUUGAGAUGUGAAGAACAUUUUAACUCGACUUUCAAAUGCUUAUUAAGUGGUAGAUAUAUGGUUCGAUUGCCAUUUAAAAGUGGUCCACCUAUAAAUAUAGGUCAGUCAUUCGGAAGAACAAAAAUGAUUUUGGAUAGAGUUUUACGUCGCUUAAGGGAAAAGCCGAAACAAUUUGAAAUGUAUAAGGAUUUUUUAUCAGAAUAUCUCGAGUUAGAUCAUAUGCGUUUAGUAGAGGAGAACGAGUUUGACAAGUCUUCUCAAACUGUUUAUAUACCACACCAUGCUAUUCUUCGAGAGAGUAGUUUGACAACUAAAUUAAGGGUUGUUUUUAAUGCGUCAAGUCUCACUUCAAAUAAUACUUCUCUAAACUCACAUUUUUACAUUGGUCCACCAUUAUUGAAUGAUCUAGUUUCUAUUUUAAUUAAUUGGCGCAAAUAUCGCUACGUUCUUGUAGCCGACGCAGAAAAAAUGUUUCGACAAAUAGUAAUCGAUCGAAGAGACGUAGAUUAUCAACGGAUAUUGUGUAAAAACUCUGAAGGUCAAUUGUUAGCCUAUCAACUUUUAACAGUUACUUAUGGUACGGCAUGCGCCCCAUACUUAGCCAACAGAGUAGUCAAACAGUUAGCUCAAGAUGAAGGUAUGAACUUUCCGUUAGCAAGGCCUAUAAUUGAGGAGAAUAUCUACGUUGAUGAUGUUUUCUUUGGAAAGGACGAUUUCGGAACAGCUAAAGAAACAAAGGAUUAA